CGCUUCUACUGCGGCGGCCGCCUCAUGCUGGCCGGCCACGGCGGCGUCUUCGCGCUCACGCUGCUGCUCAUCCUCAGCACCACCGUCCUCUUCUUCUUCUUCGACUGUCCCUACCUGGCCAGCAGACUGACCCUGGCCAUCCCCAUCAUCGCUGCCAUCCUCUUCUUCUUCGUCAUGAGCUGCCUCCUGCAGACCAGUUUUACUGACCCUGGCAUCCUACCCCGGGCAACCAUCUGUGAAGCAGCUGCCCUGGAGAAGCAGAUUGACAACACAGGCAGCUCCACAUACCGACCGCCCCCUCGGACCCGGGAAGUGAUGAUCAACGGGCAGAUGGUGAAGCUGAAAUACUGCUUCACCUGUAAGAUGUUCCGGCCACCCAGGACCUCGCACUGCAGUGUCUGCGACAACUGUGUGGAACGGUUUGACCAUCACUGCCCCUGGGUGGGCAACUGUGUCGGGAGACGGAACUACCGCUUCUUUUAUGCGUUCAUCCUCUCCCUCUCCUUCCUGACAGCCUUCAUCUUCGCCUGCGUGGUCACCCACCUGACUCUGCGUUCUCAAGAAAGCGACUUCCUCUCCACUCUGAAACGGACACCAGCAAGUGUGCUGGAGUUGGUCAUCUGCUUCUUCUCCAUCUGGUCCAUCCUGGGCCUCUCAGGGUUCCACACUUACCUCGUCGCCUCCAACCUGACAACUAACGAAGACAUCAAAGGGUCUUGGUCCAGCAAGAGGGGCGGUGAGGCCUCUGUCAACCCCUACAGCCAUAAAAGUAUUGUCACCAACUGCUGUGCUGUGCUCUGUGGCCCCCUACCUCCCAGCCUGAUCGACCGGCGGGGAUUCGUGCAGUCUGACGCUGUGUUGCCCUCGCCCAUCAGAAGUGACGAGCCAGCCUGUGGGGCCAAGCCAGACGCCAGCAUGGUAGGAGGCCACCCCUGAAUGUGACUCAGUGCUUGCCACCUGCCGCCCUCCACGCCUGCCGGGACCCUCCCCAUACCAUCCGAGGGAAGCAGAGCUGCCAAAGACUCAAGUCUUUUCGUAUUUAUUUCCCAUCCUGCACAGCUUUCUCUGAACUGCCACGUAGCUGUGCCCUCUUGCUCCUCAAACCCAGGUUCCCACAGUUUGGGCCCUAGGUUCCUGAACUGAUCAGUGGCAGGAGAGGAGAGCCACAGCCUCUGGAGGCCACCAGAGAACCAUGCCAAGUCACUGCCUGUGCCCAGGGAGACCCAGUGUGAGUGAGGGUGUGAACUGAGUGGGCGACCUCCCAGCCGGAGGCAUGCUUGGACCCUGGGGAGCCGGGGCUUCUGGAAGCAGGACUGCUGAGCAGCUGGCCCUGAAGCACAGGUGGCAGGCCAGCACCUGCCCUUGGACUCCUAGUCUGGGGCUCCCGCAUUCCCUUUGAGAUGAGCAAGGCUAUUUUGGUGGUCUUUGGGGCGGGGGGUAUAUGGAAUUGGCCAGUAGGAUAGAGCUGGGGUACCAGUAGAGAGCAUGGGCAGGGGUGGGAGACAGCCUGUUGGAGGAAGCCAAACCAGCCAUCCAGGCCCCAGAACCUCAGCUCCUAUAGAGUUCUGGGCAGCACAGUAGGAAUGGGAAUGGGGACCCUGCCUUCCCCAACCCAUGGAGACUCUCAAGGAUCCUUUCCUGUGCCGCCACCCCCCCAGUCUCUUCCAAGUCAGAGCUAGAGAUGGGUGGGUUAGGUGAUGCUGGCAAUACUUGAAAUGGGUUUAUUAAUGCUGGGUAUUUUGCACAAUUUUAUAGACCUCUUUUUUACAUGGCCUUUUUUUAAAAAUAGAAGUUAAUGUGUUACUAUCUGUGUAGUGCCAAGUCAAGGAUUUUCAGAAGGCUAGGUGGUUUAAUAAAUGUUUUACAGCAGAUCUAGCUAUGAGUGUGUGUGUGUGUGUGUGUGUGUGUGUGUGUGUGGCCCCGCCUGUGUACAAAUACAGCUGACUUCCAUAUCCCUGGGCUCUUCCGUUUCUCUCUUGCCCUGUGUUCAGAAGCAGCCUGACGUGUAGGGGCUGGGAAGAUGGUGCAUUAAUCACAAGAGACCCCUGGGCUCCUGCUUUUCCCUUCUGCCAUAGCCUUCAGACAACCAGUGGCUAGGGACUCUGCCACCCAGCCCCUAGGUCAGGCUCCCAGCCGUAACCUGCCCCAACAGGCUGAGGCUAGGUGUGGUGGGUGGGGUGACCGGGUCUGGGGAGUGAGGAGCAGCUGCCAUUCUGCAAGCCACACCCCCAUCUUGGCUUUCUGCUCUGUAUAUGCCCCCCCCCAUGCUAGAGAGUAAGAGACAACACAUUUCUGCUAAUUAGGAAUGAAGGAAGAAGCAGAAAAGGCCAGGAGGCGUGUGGGUUGGCCAGGACCUCAUAGCACAUCGUCCUGCUGCUGGGAUCUGUAGUUUCUAAUCAAAAUAGAGACGUGUUCUUUUAGGACCCUCACUUUGGCCCUUCAGGUCAGGUGAGCUGAUCAUAGCAUAGAAAGUCAGUCCAACUUCACUUCCUUGCUCCUAAGGCCAGUGGGCCCAGACAGCUGGGGAGUGUGCUAGCCGGGAGAAACCGCUUCAGAGCCCUAGGCCAUCCUGCAGUGGCUCUGGGAGGUAGAUGAGGGGCUGGAGGAGGCUCCCUAACCUGCCUUUUAUUUAAGCCAGUAUUUGUUCCUGCUUGUAAUAAAACUUACGUUUUUAAGAGCUAA
Molecule: messenger RNA, 2682 nt
Organism: Myodes glareolus (Bank vole)
Lineage: Eukaryota; Metazoa; Chordata; Mammalia; Rodentia; Cricetidae
Source: RefSeq, a predicted model, not a curated record